Messenger RNA from Phasianus colchicus (ring-necked pheasant), 279 nucleotides. The record is from RefSeq and is a predicted model, not a curated record. Lineage: Eukaryota; Metazoa; Chordata; Aves; Galliformes; Phasianidae.
AUGUCCUGCUCCAGCCUGUGUGCCCCUGCCUGCGGGGUGGCCGCCCCGGCCCCGCUGGCUGACAGCUACAACGAGCCCUGCGUGCGCCAGUGCCCCGACUCCACCGUGGUGAUCCAACCCCCGGCCACCGUGGUCACCUUCCCCGGGCCCAUCCUCAGCUCCUUCCCGCAGAACGCUGUGGUUGGCUCAGCAGGAGUCCCCGCCGUUGGAGCAGGCUUGGGUGGCAGCUUUGGACGUAGUGCCGGUUUUGGGGGCUAUGGAGGCCUGGGAGGCUAUGGA